CUCCCUCCCUCAUGCAUCUUGUCGCGGCGCCACGUUCAGGUGUACCGUGGAUGACAGGGUGACGCGGGUGGCGUGGUUGAACCGCAGCACCAUCCUGUACGCCGGCAAUGACAAGUGGUCUAUAGACAACCGCGUGGUCAUCCUCUCCAACACCAAGACCCAGUACAGCAUCAAGAUCCACAACGUGGAUGUGUACGAUGAGGGCCCCUACACCUGCUCGGUGCAGACAGACAAUCACCCCAAGACUUCGCGCGUCCAUCUCAUCGUGCAAGUUCCCCCCCAGAUCGUCAACAUCUCGUCGGACAUCACAGUGAACGAGGGCAGCAGCGUCACCCUCAUGUGCCUGGCGUUCGGGAGGCCGGAGCCCACCGUCACGUGGCGGCACCUCUCCGGGAAAGGGCAGGGCUUUGUGAGCGAGGACGAGUACCUGGAGAUCACGGGCAUCACGCGGGAGCAGUCCGGGGAGUACGAGUGCAGCGCCGUCAACGACGUGGCCGUCCCGGACGUGCGGAAAGUCAAAGUCACCGUCAACUAUCCGCCGUACAUCUCCAACGCCAAGAACACGGGCGCCUCGGUGGGCCAGAAGGGCAUCCUGCAGUGCGAGGCCUCGGCCGUCCCCGUGGCGGAGUUUCAGUGGUUCAAGGAGGACACCAGGUUAGCGAACGGGCUGGAGGGCGUGCGGAUCGAGAGCAAGGGCCGCCUGUCGACGCUGACCUUCUUCAACGUCUCGGAGAAGGACUACGGCAACUACACGUGCGUGGCCACCAACAAGCUGGGCAACACCAAUGCCAGCAUCAUCCUGUACG
Messenger RNA from Mesitornis unicolor (brown roatelo), 806 nucleotides. RefSeq names its product opioid-binding protein/cell adhesion molecule homolog. The annotation marks the transcript as partial. Gene Ontology annotation, cellular component: neuron projection. Lineage: Eukaryota; Metazoa; Chordata; Aves; Mesitornithiformes; Mesitornithidae. The transcript is spliced from 6 exons. The record is from RefSeq and is a predicted model, not a curated record.